AUGCCCAAGGACGGCCUCUAUUCAAUCCCUCGUCACCACUUGUACAACGGUGAAAUGUUGCGUCCCAUCUAUAACUCCAAGGACUUCGCGCAAUCGGACACUGACGACCCUACCAGGAAAGCUUCGAAGCUGGCAGAGGGCGCACACGUGAGCAAGGAUCACCAGAAGCAGUACAAGAAGCGCGCGAAGAAGCAUGAAGCCGAAGGCAAAUCUACUGAUCUCAACGGUGGCAGCCUUUCAACUGCGCCUGGCGCGACAGAUGCGAGCUUGAACGAUCACUCCACAGGUGAUAAUCGCAAGCGCCAUGCCAAGUACAGGAAGGAGAAGAAAGAAAAGUCCGCAGAACGUAAGAGUAAGAGAGAAGCAAACGUUGGCGCAUCCACUUCCGACGAUGCGAUCGCAAGUGCUAUGCGCGACUUGGAUCGCUUCCAGGUCAUGUUGGAGUCCGAAAAGCAGGAUCUCAAGGAAAAGAAGAAGGCUGGCAAGCGCAAGAGAAAGAGCGAGGGUGAUGUGAAUAUCAAUCUCAGCUCCCAGAAACAGAAGAAAUCGAAGAAGACACCAGUAAAGCCUCCAAAUACCGCGAAGGAGUCAACAUCUCGCAGUGCCAUUCAUGGUAGUCCACAGAAAGCCAAAUCUAGGUACAUGACCGAAUCAACCCAGACCCCAGAGAAGCUGAUGCAGUCGACACAUCCAACCCCAACAAAGACUCCAGUCCCAUUCCCAAGAUCAACCCGAAAGGCAGUAACUCCGGACCGGUCUCUCACUGAUGAGCCUCAGGGAAAUGCAAGAGAGGUGUUGGUCCCAGAGACGCCUCCAUCAGUUCUCAUCAAAACCCCCAAGCUAGUAUCCAAAACUCCCAUACCAUUUCCGAUACUUCAUGAUACUACACCCAAACACCUGGUCAUUUAUCCUUCCUCGGAGCCAGGUUCCAUGCAUCCGGCCAGCAUGGCCAGCUUCAGCGAGGUUCCAAGCAUGACGAGCAUGAUGAAGAUUCGACAGCCGCUGGCAGACGGACCCAAACCACGCCCCGCUCCGAAGCCCCGUUCAAAUGAAAGUUCUACGGAUACAUCGUCGUGCGCAUCAUCCGAAGGCAUCCCAGACAAGUCCAGCGGUUUCAUCAAGGCCUAUACACCUUCAGAUGGUCGUUUUACCCCUGUAGAAGACCGCAAGCCCUACCACGGUGCAGGCUUUCAGCAAGCCUCGAUGCAAGAGUUCAACAAGAAGUUCCUGGACCUUCAAAUCCUGGUCAAUUUCGACCAAGAGAAGGAGUACCUUGAUCUCCAUCUUGACUGGAACGCAGAAAAUCAAACAGACCUCCCACUCCCGUGCCUUGGUUCAGCAACUGGCUGCUCUGCUAAGAAAGAGUAUGCGCUCCGUCUUGCGAAAGAUGAGAAACUCAGCAUGCCAACAUUGAUAGACCAGGAGCCUGCCCCUUCCGAUCACGACUUGAUGGGUGACGUUGACUAUCGUACCCAUGAAGCCGAAAAUUUUCUCAUCGUGGCCAUGGCUGCUCGUAUCCCGGUUCCCCUUGGCCGACUUGAUGGCACCUGGACUCUAUUCUGUCCACAAUACAGUCAACACCACGUAGACCGCUACGGAUACGGCAUGCGAACUCUCGAGAUCAAGCCCAUCGCUGGUUUCAAAGAUCGCGGCGUAUAUACCGCGCGCUUGAACAUCCCGCCGCGUUCCAUGAGUUACAAUAUCGUUGCCUUCACUGCCCCGCCGCAUGCAUCGUUCCGUGUCACAAAACUUGUCACGGGUGCCGAAGGCUAUGAAAUCGAUGUCAUCUUCCUCGGAAACGGCUACUUACAGAUGCGAGUUGAUCUAAACUUGCUGCUUCGCGGAAAGCCGACAGAGAUGGUUGGGGGUAGGAAGGCCUACAUGGAGUUUCUGGGAGUCCACGAGAACGCUUUGCAGUGGAACAAUCGAGUGAACACUUUGUCGGAGGGAGGCGACACUAAGGCUGGUUCUCCAGAAGGCAAUAUCAAUGCCUAGACCCUAAGCCUCCUCGAUUCGAUGACCUGAAUAUGGCGUUGGGGUUUGAUGGUCGGUAAGGGCAGGUAUACACAGUGAUUAGGCUUUGGCUAUGGCUUGAUUGGGA
Aaosphaeria arxii CBS 175.79 is the source of this 2101-nucleotide messenger RNA. RefSeq lists its product as uncharacterized. The transcript has a single exon. Bases 1 to 1995 code for a protein of 664 amino acids. Lineage: Eukaryota; Fungi; Ascomycota; Dothideomycetes; Pleosporales. The record is from RefSeq and is a predicted model, not a curated record.